Molecule: messenger RNA, 468 nt
Organism: Benincasa hispida (wax gourd)
Lineage: Eukaryota; Viridiplantae; Streptophyta; Magnoliopsida; Cucurbitales; Cucurbitaceae
Source: RefSeq, a predicted model, not a curated record
AUGCAGGACCUGUCUCUUGAAGCUAAACACUUGAGGGAUUUCAGGAAGUUUGACUCUCGCUCCUUCGAUGGAUCAUUGAGGGAUCCCACUAAAGCAAAGAUGUGGUUGUCCUCGAUUGAGACGAUUUUUCAUUUUAUGAGGUGCUUGGAAGAGCACAAGCUUCAAUGUGCAGUUUUUAUGCUGACUGGCAAUGCAGAGAUUUGGUGGCGUUUAGCAGAGAAAAUUAUUGAUACCAGUGGAGGACUUGCAACCUGGGAGCAGUUUAAGGAGCAUUUUUAUGAGAUGUAUUUUUCAGCCAACACCCGAUACAACAAACAAACAGAGUUUUUGAAUUUAAAACAGCGAGUUAUGUCGGUGGAGGAAUAUGAGCAGGAAUUUGAUAAGCUGUCCCACUUUUCCCUUGAGCUUGUAGCCAACGAGGCAACAAGGACUAAGAGGUUCAUCCAGGGUCUAAGGAGUGGAUUGUGA